UAAAUUUUUAAACUGAACAACGCUACAAAAUUCAUAAGACUCUUGACUCUAUUUUUUUUGAAGGAAGCUCCACUGCAGAAACCCAGCCUCAUAGAACUCUAACUCGUACUCCACAAGAGUUCGCAUCAAUAAACAUCAAAUCUCGCUAGACGAAAUUCCACGCAGAAAGCUUGUUAAACUGCCAUUAGCAGUUCGCCUUCAAAAUCUCAUCUUGCUGCAGGGAACUUAAAAGCUGUUAACGAUUCGAUUGUGUUAGGAAUUGUAGGGAGGGAUGGAUGAAAGUCUCCAUGGAAAGGGGAGAAGGAAAUGAAACUUAUGUAGCUUCCGGGCAACGGUUUUGUCUGCUUGAGCUUUGGGAUUAUGUAAUUUGGGCUGCGUGCUGUUUGUGUACAUAUUUAUAUAUGGAUUGGCCACAUAAUCAUGAGAAGAAGAGUUGUUCAGCCAUUAAUUGGUGGAAACAACAAUACCAACAGUGGCUUUCCAAUGGAUUUGGGCACGCUAUGCAAACAGGGAAGAUUGAGGGAGGCGCUGCAACUUUUGAAUGGCAUGGACAAUUGCUUAAAACCUUCAACGUAUGCUUCUCUGUUGCGCCUCUGCACUGGAAAAAAGUUCUUGGCAGGGGGGAAAUUAGUCCACCAGCACAUGGAUCGGAUGGGAUUCAAACCUGACAUGUUUUUAAGAAAUACCAUGGUUAACAUGUAUACAAAGUGUGGGAGUUUGGAGGAUGCUCGCCAAGUGUUCGACGAAAUGCCUCAACGAGAUGUUUGCUCAUGGACUGUAAUGGUUGCAACUUAUUCCAAACACGGGCUUGCGCAGGAGACAUUUGAAAUGUUCCACCAAAUGCAAAUAGCAGGUAUCCAACCCAAUGAAUUUACCUUGGCAAGCGUUAUCCCAGCAUGUGCUGUCUCAGCAGAUCUGCAUCAGGGUAUGAAAAUUCAUGGACAUGUAAUCAGAUGUGGAUUUCAGGCCGAUGUCUUUGUCCAGAGUGGUCUUGUAGAUAUGUAUGCUAAAUGUGGGAGGAUAGAUUUUGCACGCUAUGUGUUUGAUAAAAUGCCUGAACGAGAUGUACAUUCAUGGACUGCUAUGGUUUCCGCUUAUUCCAAGCAUGGUCCUGCACAGGAAGCUGUGACUCUAUUUCGCGAAAUGCAGCAAUCAGGUCUGCAACCCAAUCAUUUUACGUUUGCCAGCGUUCUUCCAGCUUGUGCCCAGUUGGCUGCUCUGGAGCACGGUAUAGAGAUUCAUGAAUUUAUAAUUAGUUGUGGAUUUCAUACUGACCUAUUUGUGCAAAGUGGCCUUAUAGACAUGUAUGCAAAAUGUGGUUGUUUAGCAAGAGCGCAGUAUAUAUUUGACAAAAUGCAACAACACGGAGUCGUCGCUUGGAAUGCUCUGAUUGCAGGGUAUGCACAGAAUGGAUAUGUUGAAAAAGCUUUUGAUCUCUUCCUAAAAAUUCCGGAGAGAGAUACUAUCUCAUGGAAUGUAAUGAUUUCAGGAUAUGUGCAGAAUGGAUAUCUUGAUGAAGCUGUGAAGCUCUUUUGGGAAAUGCCUGAGCGCAAUGUUACAGCAUGGAAUGCAAUCAUUAUAGGAUAUGCCCAGAAUGGGUGUGUUACUGAAGCCUAUAGUAUGUUUCAAAUGAUGCCUCACCCUGAUAAUAUUUCUUGGAAUGCUAUGAUCUCAGCUUAUGCCAAAAAGAGGCAUAGUGAGGAAGCUUAUGAACUUUUCCAAAAAAUGCCCAACCCAAAUGUUGUAAGCUGGACAGCUUUGAUUUCAGGAUGUGCACAGAAUGGGCAAAGUGAGGAAGCCCUGAAUCUAUUCGGACAAAUGCAAUUGGCAGGCGUACAACCAGAUUCAAAAGCCUUCGCCACUGCUUUAUCAGCGUGCGCUAAUUUAGCAGAUAUGGAACAAGGAAUGUUGUUUCAUGAAACUAUAAUUAGAAGUGGGUUUCUACCUUCUGUGCUUGUUGAGAAUGCCCUUAUAGACAUGUAUGCAAAAUGUGGGAAUUUAGACAAGGCACGCGACUUAUUUGACAAAAUGCAUCAACGGAACCUGGUGUCCUGGAAUGUAAUGAUUUCUGGAUAUGCCAUUCAUGGACGUGGCAAGGAAGCCCUUCAAAUAUUUGAACAAAUGCAACAAUUCGGGACGACCCCAAGCGACGUGACGUUUGUCUCUAUUUUGUGUGCUUGCUGUCAUGCAGGCCUAGUGGAUGAGGGUCAACAAUAUUUUGAUAGCAUGACUGAAUUUUAUCACAUCACGCCUUCAAUGGAACACUAUGUUUUCAUGGUUGAUCUUCUAGGCCGGGCUGGUCUUCUUAACAAGGCAGAAGACUUUAUACAUAAAAUGGAAAUGCAUCAUGCUGCAAGCCUGUGGAGAUGUUUGCUUGGUGCGUGUGGAAUACAUAAAAAUGUAGAGAUAGGAGAACGUGCGGCAGGACACCUUUAUGAACUGGACCCAAAUAAUGGGGCGAAUUAUGUUCUAAUGUCAAACAUCUAUUUGGCAGCUGGUAGAUGGGAAGAUGCUGAAAAUGUCCGACGCAUGAUGAAAAACAGGAGCAUUAAAAAGAUGCCGGGGUACAGUUGGAUUGAAGUCGAUAAACAGGUGCAUGUUUUUCGUUCAGGAAACAAAUUGCAUGCACAAACACCAAAUAUCAUUGAAGACAUUGGAGAGAAUUUAAUCGCAGGUGAUGGUGCUGAGGAAUGUGCCUGAGACAACAUUGUGCUACACGAGGUGGAGAAGAACAGAAGGAUCAAAUUAUUGUCAACCACACAGAGAACUGAUGAUUGCAUUCUGGCUCACGAACUUAUGCCAUUGCACUACUAUGGUGGUCUAUCGAAAGCCUUCGAGUCUGUGAGAAUUGCCACUUUACCAUCAAAUUCAUCUCCAAGACUACUGUGUAAAAAAAUGUUUAGAGAGAUGCCAACCGUUAUAGAUGGAAGAUGUAGUUGUGGUGAUUUCCAGGAUGGAAGGUUAGUUAUAACUUUUGGGGAUUAUUGGUAGACUAAAACAGUAUGCCCGCUAAGCUUGCUGUAUAUAAUAACCGUAUGCUUAUGGGCAACUUUCCUCUGCUCUGAAGAAAGCAGGUCUGCAACUUAGUCCAGCGAUCUCAACCAUUUUUGUCAGGUUUUUGGAGAAGAGGAGUCGAGCUGAGGCGAGGCCUGAACAAGCCCCACACCAAUUUAAUCGUGGCAGAGAGAAUCGAUCUUGGGACCUAUAUGGAAUGAAUCCAAAGCGCUUAACCAACUACGCUGCCCCUUCAGGAUAAAUUCAUUUCUUUGUUCCAAUUCACUGUAAGACGAAGUGCACAAAAUGGCAUUGAGAUCAAUUGUAUGACCUAGUAAAAUGUUUCUGAAAAUUAUUUGGUUUAUGGUCGUGAAGUUGACUUAAGGCAUUACGUUCGUGUUUUACAGCUACAAUGCGAUGCAUUCAACAUUUGAACCUAGUUCAGAUCAUGAAUUUGGUAAAUGAGGAAUACCAUCUUUACCAGCUGAGAUAAGCAUAAAAGAGUUCACGUGACAUGCAGAUUGCAUUAAGAAACAUG
Messenger RNA from Cryptomeria japonica (Japanese cedar), 3532 nucleotides. Its product is annotated as pentatricopeptide repeat-containing protein At3g16610. The record is from RefSeq and is a predicted model, not a curated record. The transcript has 2 exons. Bases 421 to 2700 code for a protein of 759 amino acids. Lineage: Eukaryota; Viridiplantae; Streptophyta; Pinopsida; Cupressales; Cupressaceae. Gene Ontology annotation, biological process: RNA modification. Gene Ontology annotation, molecular function: protein binding; RNA binding.